Molecule: messenger RNA, 5111 nt
Organism: Leopardus geoffroyi (Geoffroy's cat)
Lineage: Eukaryota; Metazoa; Chordata; Mammalia; Carnivora; Felidae
Gene: MAB21L3
Product: mab-21 like 3
Exons: 7
Coding region: 1409-2497 (362 amino acids)
Source: RefSeq, a predicted model, not a curated record
CUGCACUGUGGGACUGCCCUAUAUAUUGGAGCCUUUGCCCACGAGGAAGUAUCUUAGGGAGUCAGGCACUGGUUGUGUUUCCAGAACCCCUAUUUGCCAGGAACGGCACCCAGGUAAAACUAGAAUGUAGUAAUCCACCCUGAGCACAGACUGCUUCCUUCUCCCUGGCCCCAGUGAUGCAUCUGGGAGGCAUCACUGAGCCCUAGCAAGAGAAGAAUUACAGUUUCAACAUUUUGAACAGUGGCAGUGCUGGAGCCACAGAGGGAGGGCAGCCACAGCCACAGACGGAGGGAGGCAAAGCAAGUUUGUGCAUCUGAUGACAUACCUCUGGGGGAAACUUAGAACUCUAGGAGAGGCCCCACCAGAGCAAUUGGAAUCCUGAGUUAAUGAUUACAGUGAAGCAGAGUAAGGCCAAAAACAAGAGGACUCUGGUGAAACCGAAAAUGAGGUGGAGAGAGAACUCUGCACCGUAGGAAAUUCAGUGAGAGAGAGGCUCAGGUUCUGUUGGUGAAACACUGAGUUUGGACUGACUGGCCACUGGUAAGCCAAGAGAAGAAGGUUCUGAAAUAUUCUGGAGCACUUGAUAUGCAAAGGGAAUUUUGAAUUACAAAUAGAAGAAAAUGGGAGAACAAGGCAGUUUUGAGGAGGGGUAGGUUUACCAUAUUUACAUGGACUAUUUCAAUUUGCUACAGUGUUUCACAGAAAGGAUCUAUAGAAGCUGGCACGACCGCGGGGAUUUAUGAGGUGGGUGGAGCAGGGAGCUUGGCGCGGCCCAGAUGUGGCUUCCAGACCUGGCAGAGAGCGGAGGUAUGCAAAUGUGGUGGUUGCGGACAUCGGGCAGCGGAGUAGCCCAGGUGCCCAACAGUUGCUGAGCGCUCCCAGGUGGGUCUGGAAAGACAUUUGCUCAGAAGUGAGCUGGGCUCCCAGAAGCGCUCUAAUUUCUUCAGAUCAUCUGAUAGCAGUCUCUGAUGUUUACCAGCUUCAGGGAGAUCAGGCCAUUGUGAUUUUUUUUUUUUUUUUUUCUGUAAUAAAACUAGCCUCAGCCAGCCAGACUGGGAACUUACUGCCUGAGCUGUUUUCCAACAUGGUUUUGCUGGCAAAACUAGACAAGAGUGUUUCCUCGACUCUCAAGGGGCCUAUUUACACUGACUUUAUUUUUUACUGCCAGUUUUCAAGUGGGAAGAGGGAGAUUAUAUUUAAAGGUCAGCAGAUGACAAGCGAAUGCUCCCAAUUUGGAUAUGAGAACUGAAGGGAAGAAUUGGGAAGGGAAGUCUCUGGUCCAUGUACACAUUCCCAAGGAAAUUUAGCACUGAGACUGACAUUCCUGGGAAACCAAUUUGCAACUGUUGUUCUCCACUGAGGGACAAACCACAACAUUGCUGCUCUACUAAGGAUUGACCGAGAAACCAUGAAAUCCCCGUCUGCAGGAGACUUGGAAGACUACCUCCUGAAUAAGGUGGACUUGAGGCGCCAGCAGAUCUCGCAGAUUGUGGAGGAGGUACAGAGGGUCGUCCACCAUCUGACCACAGAGAUCAGCCUCCAAGACCUCCGAUUUCAGGCCGUCCCUUACUCUGACACAUACAAUGGGAACAUUAAGGUUUUGGCCCCCAGCCAGUUCCUCGUCACGGUCCCGGUGAAGGGCCUGGUGGGGUACAGGGAGGCCAGGGAGCAGCGCUGGCGAUACUACACCCUGCGGGGCACCAGGCUCCCCUGUCCCUUGCAGGACCCAGAGGGCCUGCGGCAGUGGCUGGAGGCGGAGCAGUUCAUGAAGAGCCAGUGGCAGUGGCAUGAGGCAGACGUGAACAUUGAGGGAGAUAUUGUGCCCGCCAAGGUGCUCCAGGUAUUCCGGAAGCUGGUAGAAAACGCAAUUGGAACCUGUCAUCUCUCAGGUAAGGUCAGCAUGCUGACGCAGCUCGCCACAGUUUGGGUUGCCGUGGAAACCUCCACAUGUCAGGUGGAGCUAGAGCUGGUCCCCACGGUGGAGAUCCCUACCGUCUGGCCCGAGAAAGCUCGCUGGCCUCCCUGUCUGAAGCGCUGGCCUUCCCGACAACGAGUGGAGUGUAUCAAGUCGUUUGGGUUUGCCUUGUUGGCCUGUUCAAAUUACCACUGGCAGCAGAGUUUCCUGCAGGCUGAGCAGGUGCUGCUAGACCAGCUGGAUGAGGACGGGGGCUGCCGCAGGAAGUGCUUCCAGGCCCUGAGGCAGAUGAAGGAGGACGUCUGGUGUCCGGGAAGGAGGCCUGUCGUCACGUCUCACCAUCUGCAGACGGUGCUCUUUUGGACUUGUGAGAAAUACCCCCACCCGAAGGAGUGGCAGGUGUUCAGCAAAGCGUUCCUGCGCCUGGUGAGGAAGCUGCACAAGUGUGUGAGCCAGCACUUUCUGAAGCACUAUUUCGUGCGUAAGAGCAACCUGCUCCAGCAUGCCAGCUCGGGCGAACUGGACACCGUGGCCCAGAAGCUGGCUCUCUUCCUGAAGAACCCCCAGAUCGGCCUGCCCUGACGUUGCCCCUGCCUGGGAGGCUCUUGGACACUUUAUCCUGGCUCGACCUCGUUCCCUGGAGGAUCCUGCUCAGGAGAGAAGCAACGUGUGGCACAGGAGAUGACAUUGACCCACUAGCACUUAAGGGGGGAACACUGUACCCCAAGAUGUCCAAUCUCAGCUUCCCUAGAGCCAAGCAAGCAUUUCAGCCCUCACGAGCUACCUCUCUCGGGGACAAGCUGUCAUCAGGCUUCCCCAAGCCAUCGAUUCCGAGCUGCUGACAGCACUGGAUGUGUUCUCCUCGCUCGGGCUCUGAGUGUCGGCCGGGGAGGAUGGAGACAAGAACCCCUGGGGGGCCAGGCAUCGGCCUGCGGCCCAGGACUGGUGCUCCAGCCCACUGACCGUGGGCUCAUUACCUUUCCACUCGCAAAUGCAGCUGUGAAUGUACCUUUCUGAGCCUGCGGGACUAUGCUGGUGCCCUUACUAGAGGAGGGCACUGGGUCAACACAAAGUGUUAGUCAUUGGUUGGUAGCCGGCGUUUGCCUGCUGGAUCGGUACCAACACCGCUGACGGGGUGAUUGUGUCUGACCGGUGGGCACGCCUGCCCUGGCCUUCCUGCCCUCAGUUCUCCUGAACCGUACUUUGGGUCGUGUGGUUCUAGCUGCUUCCCUGGUGUUCUCUAAGAGGGGAGAGGGUGGUUUUGAUGGCCAGUGUCGGCCAGAGGUGAAAGUUCAGCCCUGCUUGCCAGCCUGCUCUGGUCAUUCCCCUUUUCUUGUGCCCGAUGUUUUAUAUUCUUGGAAUGGGCCCAGGAUGAUGACCUCCAAGAAAUGGCUUGAUGUCACCCAUCUCUCAAUACCUGCCUUUGCUCACCUCAUUCGCUCACUCAUUCAUGGGUAGAUACAUGCUCAUUAGGCACUGGGAGUAGAGCGAGGAGCCAAAUGGACAAAGGAUGUACCCCUUGGGGGACGGCACCUAAUGUCAAAGACAGGAAGUGCACGACAGAUAAAUAAACACGAUUAUUACAAAUGGUAGCAAGUGCCCUGAAGGAAACAAACAGGAUAUUGACAUAGAGCCACAGAGAGCUCCUGGAAGGAUGAAAAUGCAAACAGCUGAAGGGGAAGGGAAGCGGGGGGCAGGGCAGGCUUGGAGGGGCUGGAAUGGGUCAGAUCACUGAACCUUGUAAAGCUGGCAAGGAAUCUGUAUUUUAUUCUAAAAUCAAAGGCAUGACAGUUGGCCUUUCCCAGAGCAGUAGGGUAUGGUGAUAUGAUUUACAUUUUGUUUGUUUAUUUAUGACUUGCAUUUUAAAUGACCAUUCCAGUGACUGUAUAAAGGGGGAGUAGGGUCCCACACAAGAGUUGAGGCAUUGAAGGCCAGUAAGCCCACCCAUUUUGAAUUUCACUGAGGUCCCCGGGGCCACACAUCCCAUGUGGCACAAAGAAUGCUUGGGGAGGUCAAUGCUUUCUUCUGGUACUUAUUUAUGCUUUUCAACUCAAGGGAAUCCUUUAUUACUCAGAACAUUUCCCCCACUGAAAUUUCUAAAAGCAUGAACAACUGAGUUUUUUUUUUUAAAAAAGUCACAUUGGAAAGUGAAAUAUUUUUACAAAAAUACUCUAACCAAAUGGUGGGUUCCCUGGGCUAUCACAUAGGAAAUCAUGAUUUUAAACUGUUGGGGGAAAAAAAAAUCCUUUCAAAGACAUGAUGAGUUGAUAAUUUUUGAAAAUGUGAAAUAAUGAGCAAGCCAAUGUUUUGUUAAGGCAUCAAAACUUGCAUUCAAAGCCCCAUACUCUUGGGCCUUGGGACACAUCAUUUCUGAGAAGGUGGCAGAUAAUAACUUUUUUUUUUUUUUUUUAAUGAUGAAAACAAGUGAAGCAAGUUUUAAGCGAGCUGUAUAAUGCCAAGAAGUGGAAGUUGGCUGGACCACUGAUUGGAAAAGUGCACGUGGAGAGGAGUGGGACUGACCUACUCCACAGUCUGAUCCAGUAGGCUCUUCCCACCUCCCCCGUAUCUGUCUGCGGUCUUCGUAGGAAGCAGGGCGAUCUGCGGACUCCCGACUGUUCCUCUGCUGGGCAGCAGAGGACAGUAGAGGACCGCAUUUGGGAAGAGCCUCUUUCCCGCACAUACCCCUCAGAGCCCAGUAGGUGGCACCCUCCUCAGCCCGGGACUUCAAUCUGGCUUCUGGGAGAAGGGUGGCCAGCCAUCACAGUCUUUCUGCUUAAGGCUCAGGCUUUCAAAGGGAGCCUGGGAGAGAGUCGUCCCUCCUUUCUGUUUGUAGGCACAGAGCACCUAGCUCUGAGAAGUCUGAUAUUACUGAUAUUCUGAUAUGCUGAUAUAUAUACACUGAUAAGUCUGAUAUUAUUCUGGUCAAGUUUUUGUUUGUUUGUUUGUUUGUUUGUUUGUUUUUAUUCUCCAAAAGAUUUUUCCUUUCAUAUCCACUCUGGCCACAGGACUGUUUUAUACUGCAGUGGUUGGUAUUCAGCCAUUUAAGUGACCUGCUUGCCUUUGCAUCUCGCUGGCACACAACUGCCCUUGAUAAGUUGUUCACCCCUCUCUGUAUCUCCAUUUUUUUAUGGGCGUGGUUAUGGGCUGGAUUGUGUCCCCCCCACACACACACAAAAUUCACGUACGGAAGCUCUCA